GACGCGGCUGCGCAUGAUCCUACCGGGCUUUACGUUAAUUUCGAACGUGUUUUACCGCUAAAAUGUCCAAUAAACAAAUGGUUUCGACGUAACAACAGUUUAAAAACAAAAUGAAGUGUCAGUUCUUACAUUUAGUUCCGUGAGUGUUGAUAAUUUAGUGUUCAAACGACAUAGAAGGAGUAAAACAAAUGUGUGUGAUCCAUGUGUGAAUGUUGUGUUACAAAAUGUGGUCGAGGAACUUUAUACCGGAUUAUGGGAUUCAAUUGCUGUCAAUCUUCAUAGUGGUGUCGACACUGGCCACCAGGAUCCAUGGUGUCGAAGGGUUUCGUUUCGUGUUCACCUUCGCCAUGCAAGAAUGGCGGUACCUGCCUGUCCACGCCCAGAGGAGAAUAUUUUUGCAACUGUACAUCCCGAUACGCAGGCGAGUUCUGCCAGCAUCUGAACCCUUGCCACAGUGAGUCCAGUCCUCGAUGUCAGAAUGGAGGGUCAUGUCGCGUCAGACCAGGAGUCAGUGGAGGGCCACCGUCCUUCGCUUGCGAUUGUCCUCUGGGCUUCAGUGCCUCACUGUGUGAGAUUAGGAUACCAGCUGCCUGUGAUUCAGCGCCAUGUUUGAAUGGAGCCACGUGUCGUCUGACGUCAUUGGACACGUAUGAAUGUGAUUGCCCGCCAGGGUAUACAGGUGAUGAGUGCUCCCACGAAGACCACUGCGCAUCUCAGCCCUGUCGCAAUGGAGGACGAUGUGUAGCAGACAACAGCACUGCUGCUGGUUACUCCUGCGCCUGUCCUCCUGGCUUCACCGGCUCCCGUUGUACUGAAGAUGUGGUGGAAUGUUCAAGUGGCUCAGGUCCUUGUCAUCAUGGACGCUGUUUCAAUACCCACGGGUCGUACACGUGUGUGUGCGAGCCUGGGUAUACUGGCAGAGAUUGUGAUGCAGAGUAUGUGCCAUGUGAGCCGUCACCGUGUCAUCAUGAUGGAAGAUGUACGCCGCUGGACCAGUUGAGAUACGAGUGUGAUUGUCCACCUGGUUAUCGCGGGCAGAACUGCGAGAUCGACAUCGACGACUGUCCUGGCCACUUGUGCCAGAAUGGCGCGACCUGCGUCGACGGGCUCAACUCCUACACUUGCGAGUGCCCGCCCACUUUCACCGGGACCCUCUGCGAGAUAGAUGUCGACGAGUGCGCUCUCAGGCCCCUAGUCUGUCAGAACGGAGCGACUUGCACGAACUCAGUCGGUGGCUUCUCCUGCAUCUGCGUCAACGGCUGGACAGGUCCAGAAUGUUCUGUCAACAUCGACGACUGCGCAGGCGCGGCUUGCUUCAACGGUGCCACCUGUAUUGACAGGGUUGGGGCUUUUUACUGCAAGUGUACGCCGGGAAAGACUGGUCUACUUUGUCAUCUGGACGAUGCGUGUACCUCCAACCCUUGCCACGCAGACGCCAUCUGCGACACCAGCCCAAUCAAUGGUUCCUACACCUGCUCAUGCGCAUCAGGCUACAAAGGGCUCGACUGUUCCGAAGAUAUUGAUGAAUGUGAACAAGGAUCUCCAUGUGAACACGACGGUAUUUGCGUUAACACCCCCGGGUCUUUCGCUUGCAACUGUUCGGUUGGGUUUACUGGACCGCGUUGCGAGACCAACGUCAAUGAGUGCGAGAGCCACCCCUGUAGGAAUGACGGUUCCUGUCUCGACGAUCCUGGGACCUUCCGAUGUGUCUGUAUGCCUGGGUUCACGGGAACACAAUGCGAGGUGGAGAUAGACGAGUGUGCCAACAAUCCCUGCUUGAACGGAGGCAUCUGUCAUGACAUGAUCAACGCAUUCAGGUGUACCUGUGUUAUAGGGUUCACGGGAGCUCGUUGUCAAGUCAACAUAGAUGACUGCGCUUCAAGUCCAUGUAGGAACGGCGGCACCUGUCAUGAUUCCGUGGCUGGAUAUACUUGUGAAUGUCCACCUGGGUACACUGGAAUGUCAUGUGAGACGAACAUCAACGACUGCUUAUCAGCCCCAUGCCACCGCGGCGAGUGCAUCGACGGAGACAACAGCUUCACCUGCAACUGUCAUCCAGGCUACACCGGCAGAGUCUGUCAGACUCAGAUCAAUGAGUGUGAAUCCAAUCCCUGCCAGUUUGGAGGACAUUGCGAGGACCUCAUAGGCGGGUACCAGUGCCGCUGCAAGCCUGGCACAUCAGGUCGCAACUGUGAGAUCAACGUCAACGAGUGCUACUCCAACCCCUGCAGGAAUGGCGCCACAUGCAUCGAUGGCAUUAACAGGUACACCUGCGAGUGCAUCCCAGGGUUCACGGGUCAGCACUGCGAGACCAACAUCAACGAAUGCCUGUCGAACCCCUGCGCCAACGGUGGAAAGUGCGUCGACAGGAUCAACGGAUUCCGGUGUGAAUGCCCUAGAGGAUAUUAUGACGCUAGAUGUUUGUCCGACGUGAACGAGUGUGCAUCAAACCCCUGCAUCAAUGGUGGUUCCUGUGAAGAUGGAGUGAACCAGUUCAUCUGUCAUUGCCUGCCCGGUUAUGGUGGUCAGCGGUGUGAACGAGACAUUGACGAGUGCAGUUCAAACCCGUGCCAGCAUGGAGGAACUUGCCAUGAUAGGCUGAAUGCUUAUAAGUGUGACUGUGUACUUGGGUUUACUGGUGUAAACUGCGAGACAAACAUCGACGACUGUGCGGGCAACCCGUGCCUGCACGGUGGCUCGUGCAUAGAUCUCGUCAACGGCUACCGCUGCGUCUGCGCACCUCCUCAUUCAGGCCGUAACUGCGAGAACACACUCGAUCCUUGUACCCCUAACCAAUGUCGCCACGGUGGUCGUUGUGUAGCCGAAGCCUCAUAUGCGGAGUUCACCUGUCAGUGCCCCGUCGGCUGGACUGGCGCCCUCUGUGAGCGAGACGUGGACGAGUGCGCUGUCACCGCGCCCUGUCAUAAUGAGGCCACGUGUAUUAACACUGAGGGGUCUUACGCUUGUCUAUGUGCGAGGGGCUAUGAGGGGAAGGACUGCGCUAUUAAUACUGAUGAUUGCGCUUCUUUCCCCUGUCAAAACGGAGCGACAUGUCUGGACUCGAUCGGCGACUACAACUGCGUGUGCGCAAGCGGGUUCGCGGGCAAACACUGUGAGGUUGACAUUGACGAGUGUCAGUCCAGGCCGUGUAUGAAUGGAGCUACUUGUAAUCAGUACGUGGCCUCAUACACCUGUACGUGCCCGCUCGGUUUCUCCGGCAUCAACUGUCAGACGAAUGAUGAAGAUUGUACUGAGUCUAGUUGUAUGAAUGGAGGCACCUGUAUCGAUGGCAUCAACUCUUAUAACUGCUCCUGUCCGCUUGGUUACACCGGAUCAAACUGUCAGUUCCGUAUAAACAUGUGUGACAGCUCUCCGUGCGACAAUGGCGCCACCUGUCAUGACCACGUCACGUACUACACCUGUCACUGCCCCUACGGGUACACGGGUAAACACUGCGAGAAUUAUGUUGAUUGGUGUGAAGUCAAUCCAUGUGAGAAUGGCGCCACAUGUUCCCAAAAGGGUCCUCAGUACACCUGCACCUGUUCCCCUGGCUGGUCCGGCAAGCUCUGCGACGUCGAGAUGGUGUCCUGUAAAGACGCUGCUAUCAGGAAAGGUAUGGAUUUCAGAGGAGUAAAACUAAAGCAGCUUUGCAACAACGGCUCAUGUGAAGACAUCGGCAACUCGCAUCGCUGUCACUGUCUCGAAGGCUACACUGGGUCUUACUGUCAGAAGGAAAUCAACGAAUGUGAAUCAGCACCGUGUCAGAAUGGAGCCGUCUGCAAGGAUCUAGUAGGAACAUACCAGUGUCAAUGUGCUAAAGGAUUCCAAGGCCAGAACUGCGAACUGAACGUAAACGACUGUCUCCCCAACCCUUGCCAAAACGGAGGAACAUGCCACGAUCUCAUCAAUAAUUUCUCCUGCUCCUGUCCCUUCGGUACUCUUGGAAAGAUCUGCGAGAUCAACGUCAAUGACUGCAAGCAAGACGCCUGUCAUAACAACGGUACUUGUAUCGACAAAGUUGGAGGCUUUGAGUGCAAGUGUCCACCAGGUUUCGUUGGUCCAAGAUGCGAAGGAGACAUCAACGAAUGUCUAUCCAACCCAUGUUCAGUACCUGGUACUCAAGACUGCGUCCAACUUGUCAACGAUUACCAUUGUAACUGCAAACCAGGGUACAUGGGAAGACACUGCGAUGCCAAAGUCAAUUUCUGCGCAAACUCCCCCUGUCAGAAUGGAGGUAUUUGCACCGCUAUACAAGGAGGACACGAAUGCCUCUGUAACGAUGGCUUCUAUGGUAAGAACUGCGAAUAUUCUGGCUACGCUUGCGAUUCCAAUCCAUGUCAGAAUGGAGGAUACUGUAGGACAUCUGAGAUCGGUGGCUACGUCUGCGAUUGCCCAUCAGGAUUAUCAGGCGUAAAUUGUGAAAUUGAUUCAAUGAACGAGUGUCUCAGUAAUCCUUGUAAACAUCCAGAAGCAAGAUGUAUAGACAAACCUGGGGACUACCUUUGUUACUGCCCACCGCAAUGGACUGGCAAGAGCUGUGAUAUCCAUGAUCCUCACUCCAGAGGAGGCUACGGUAUUCCAGUCAGCGGAGGAUUCAGUCCUAAGAAACCAGGCAUCACCUUUGAAGAAAUGGAUUUGGCUUAUCAGAAGGAACAGUGUGUGAAGAAGGGCUGCAAAGAAAAGCAAGGCGACCACCACUGUGACGAGGAAUGUAAUACGUACGCGUGCGAGUUUGAUGGUAACGACUGCUCUUUAGGAGUGAACAAUCCUUGGGCAAACUGCACGGCGCCAAUCAAAUGUUGGGAAGUCUUCAUGGAUGGCGAGUGCAACGAAGUGUGCAAUACACAAGCUUGUUUGUUCGACGGCAGAGAUUGUCAGAAGUCCUUACAACGUUGUAAUCCGAUCUACGAUGCGUACUGCCAGAAACAUUAUGCUAACGGCCACUGUGACUAUGGUUGCAACAACGCUGAAUGUAACUGGGACGGACUCGACUGUGAGAACGAACCUCCUCACUUGGCCGAAGGUGUGAUGUCAGUCACUUUACUCAUGGACAUGAAGACCUUCAAAGAAAACUCCGUCGCCUUCCUCCGAGAUUUAGGUCAUCAGUUACGAACUACUGUCUUGAUAAAGAAAGAUCAUUUAGGAAACGACAUGGUCUAUCCAUGGAAGGGAUCUACCGACGUUGGAUUACAGGAUACGGAGUUUGGAAAGAAACACAACAUCGUUUUUACAGAGAGGGGGCAAUCUGGAGUGCAGGUGUACCUAGAAAUUGAUAACAGAAAGUGCACGUCUAUGCUGAGCUCUGAAUGCUUCUUCUCCGCGAGAGAAGCUGCAGAGUUCUUAGCGGCUACUGCUUCUAAACACUCCUUAUCUCCAAACUUCCCAAUUUUCCAAGUGAAGGGUGUCAACACACCUGAUGAUCCUAACGGCGUACCAACCAACUCAAAAUACGUGUUCAUCGGAGUAAUCCUGGUGCUUCUUGCUGGUUUACUUAUUGGUGUACUAGUAACAGCUCAGAGAAAGCGAGCAGCUGGUAUAACAUGGUUCCCUGAAGGUUUUAUCCGGAACAACUCGUCGACGAGACGUCGAUCACGCAGACGUGGUCCUGAUGGACAGGAGAUGAGGAAUUUGAACAAAGGAUCUAUUGGUUGCAUCGAUGUGGACAUCAAUGGAGGUCAUAUGGGACCUCCUCAUCAUUGGUCGGAUGAAGAUGAUGAUGGGUCAGCGCCUCCAAGAGCGAAGAGAGCACGUGGGCCUGGAGAUUCUAAUGGAGCUCCAGGCGGCUAUGCUUCAGAUCAUACUGCGAUUACGGAUUAUGAGGAGGCUGGUCAUGAUGGCAGAGUUUGGACGCAACAGCAUUUAGAUGCAGCUGACAUCAGAGUACCUCCGAGUAUGAUGACGCCACCGGCUAUCCAUGAUGGUCACGUAGAAGUGGAUGCUCGUGGUCCACUUGGUAUGACUCCACUUAUGGUGGCUGCCGUACGUGGUGGUGGUCUCGAUACAGGAUCAGACGCUGAAGACGAACAGACUGCUCAUAUUAUAUCAGAGCUGGUGGCUCAAGGCGCUCAGCUGAACGCUGCCAUGGAUAAGACUGGAGAGACCAGCUUGCAUUUAGCUGCUAGGUAUGCUCGAGCGGACGCAGCGAAGCGUCUCCUGGAUGCUGGAGCUGACGCCAAUUCCCAGGACAACACUGGUCGUACUCCACUACACGCGGCAGUGGCUGCUGAUGCCAUGGGAGUCUUCCAGAUCCUCCUCAGGAACAGAGCCACAAACCUGAACGCGAGGAUGCAUGAUGGAACCACACCACUUAUUUUGGCUGCUAGGCUAGCCAUAGAAGGAAUGGUGGAGGACUUAAUAAAUGCGGACGCGGAUAUAAACGCGGCAGACAACAGUGGCAAGACCGCGCUGCACUGGGCCGCCGCCGUCAACAACAUCGAUGCAGUCAAUGUACUGCUCACUCAUGGAGCUAACAGAGACGCGCAGGAUGAUAAAGACGAGACGCCCCUCUUCCUAGGAGCUCGCGAGGGUUCAUACGGGGCGUGUCGAGCACUCCUCGACGCGAUGGCUAACAGAGAGAUCACGGACCAUAUGGACCGGCUGCCCAGGGAUGUGGCCCAGGAGAGGAUGCAUGAUGACAUCGUCAGGCUACUGGACGAACACUGUCCCAGGCCACCGCCACAACAUCAUCAUCUUAUGCCUUCUCCAAACCCGCACCCGCAGCUGAUCAGUCAGCCGACUGUCAUCAGCACGGCCUCAAAAGGGAAGCCGAAGAAGUCGCGAGCGAAAGCCGGCCCCGACAGCCCCGACCAGGCAUACGACAACAAUAACUUGCAGACUACGCAAAUUAGACGGAAACCUAGUGUAAAAAAGAACAAUAAGAAGGUGGCCCAGGAGGUGCCACAGAGCGUGGAGAGCCUGGGCUCCAGUCUCAGUCCUGUUGAAUCACCGCUCCAAAAUUUACAGGACUUGCCGUCGCCGUACGACGCAACGUCGCUGUACUCGAACGCGAUGGCGCAGUUCGUAGGCAUCGAGCAGCUAGUGCAGCACAAACAGCCGCCAAGCUAUGAGGACUGCGUCAAGUGCUUCGUCCCGCAGCCGGGUCAGACGCUGCAACAGUCGUACGGCGGCGGCGCGCUGGGCGCGUCACUGUCGCCGCCCUACUCCAACCACUCGCCCACGCAUAGCAACCACACCACGUCGCCACACGCUUAUAUAGGAUCUCCGUCGCCCGGCAAGUCCCGGCCGUCUCUACCGACCUCACCCGCGCACAUGGCAGCACUGCGCCACUCACACCAACACCAACUCGACGCCGCGGCAUACUCUGCGCUUGCGCAUCUAAGUGCUAAUGGUCAGCAUAAUGCGCAGUUGCAAGCAGUAAUGACGCACGCGGCUGCGCUUGGACAAGUCCAGGGCGCGCAGCACCCAGCUCUCACGAAUAUGAUGUCAAGUCUAUACGGCGGCUGGGGCAUCGGUGACACAUUCCCGACGCCAUCGCCAGAGUCGCCCGACCAUUGGUCAACGCCAUCGCCGCAGACGCCGCUCACACAGUCCCCGCACUCUGAUUGGUCAGAUCGUGCCGCGUUAUCCCCCAACGACAUACAACAGACCAAUAAGGGGGCGACCGAAGCCAUCUAUAUAUAG
Spodoptera littoralis (African cotton leafworm) is the source of this 7641-nucleotide messenger RNA. The record is from the annotation of a GenBank genome assembly. Lineage: Eukaryota; Metazoa; Arthropoda; Insecta; Lepidoptera; Noctuidae.